AUGCACGCCUCCCUCAAGACGUUCCUGGCCCUGGGCCUCGCCUCGGUUGCUUGUGCUCAGCACACCAAGCAGGAUGACGAGAUGGGUCCCGCCGCCUUCAUGUGGCCGGCUGACAGAGUCUGGAGCGGAGACAUGGAUAACCAGGCUCCGUGUGGCUCAAAGUCUGGUGCUGCCAACAGAACCCAGUUCCCCUUGGUUGGUGGAAAGGUCGCUCUCGUUGCUCAGGAUGACUACUACAACAGCAAGAUCUCCAUCUCUUACAAGAACGAACCGACUUCCAACAGCGACUUCACCACCAUCAUCGAGGAACAGUCCGUCUCGGACCUGAACCCAGGCCACACCUGCGUCGACGUCCCCAACCCGCCCUCCUCCGUCGCAGCAGGCUCCAACGCAACCCUCCAAAUUAUCUACCGCGCCGACUGGGACGCGCCCCAUAACCAGACUUUCUACGCCUGCGCCGACAUCACCUACGUCGAGGCCGCCAACUUCAACACCCGCAUCCCCUGCUUCAACGCCACCGAGCCAGGCGAGGACGAUAUCGCCGCUACGGCGUCGCCUUCCGCCUCGUCUACCAAUGCCGCCUCCAACUCUGGUAGCAGCGGAAGCUCCGGAAGCAAGAAGCUUUCCGGUGGUGCUAUUGCCGGUAUCGUCAUCGGUGCUGUCGCCGGUGUUGGGUUGCUGAUUGGUGCGGCGCUCUUCUUCUACCGCAAGAGCCAGCAGAAGAAGCGUAACUCGAGACUUGCCCGUAUGGAGGAGAACGCGAAGCGCUCUGAGCACUACAACGCUGGCAAAGACUCGACUUCGCAGAACAGCAUUAAGUUGAACAACCUUCCCUGA
Messenger RNA from Colletotrichum fioriniae, 837 nucleotides. RefSeq lists its product as uncharacterized. NCBI's taxonomy places the organism in Eukaryota, Fungi, Ascomycota, Sordariomycetes, Glomerellales, Glomerellaceae. The record is from RefSeq and is a predicted model, not a curated record.